AUGCAUGGCUUAAUCUUUGAGACAAGCAUAUGCUACUGGCAGGAUCAACCAGGUAGGGGAGCGAGCACGAGGAGCCGGGUGUGCCGGGAGCAGGGGGGGGGGUGGUGGCCCGGGACGCGGGCGAGCUGUAGCAGCGGGCGAGCCCAGAAGACCCGCGAGGCGAGGAAGCGGGGAGAAGGGGGUGUGGUCGGGAAGGCGCCCACCCGACCCACCGGCCCCCACACCCGCGGCGAGGACGCCCGAUCGCGCACACAACCCUCGGUCCACGAGGGACACAGCGCGCCGCGCCGGCCGCCACCGCGUGAAGGAACGAGGGGAGGGGCGCGGCGGGCCCCCCUCCUCCUCCGCACCCCACCCCCUCCCCGUCGCGGGCCCGCCCGCCCCGGCGGCCCCGGGAGCCGGGCCGGGGACCCCCGGCCGGGCCACGCCGCGGACGGCCGACGCGCCCUCAAGCGCCCGUCCGUCCCGCCCACCCCAGAGGGGCGGGGGACGCCGGGCAGCGAGGACACGGCGACCGGCCCGCGGGAGGCAGACCGGGGACCCGACCCGCGCUCGGGACAGCGCAUCGGAGCAGGGGGCGCGGCGGGGGGGGCUGGUGGGAGGGUCGGGGGGGGUCGCGGGCGCUCCCCCUCGCCCAGCCCGCGACGACGUCGGCGGACAGGCGGCGGCGGCAAAGCGGGCAACAGAUCGGGGCCGCGGCAGGCCCGGGGAAGCGAGACACGCCAGGGCGCGGCCCCGGGGAGCAGCAGAUGGGGAGCGGACCGAGGCGGACGGACGGACGGACGGAGAAGGGCACGGACGGGGUGCAGCCACGUGACACCAACGCCACAGAACCGGCGGUGGAGGCGGGGGUGGCCGCGCGCCACCGCGAGGGGGAUGGCUCAAAACGACCCGGGGGAAGCGAGUCAGCCGCCAGGGCGCACCGCGGGGGCGCACCCCUCACGGGGCCUCACGCCCACCGCCAACCCUACACACCCGGAGCCGCAGCCGGCCCAGGAGAACGCUCUCCCGCCGCGUACCGGCGGCCCCCACAGCCCUCACACGCGCAACCCUGCUGUGCGCGCCAAGGCUCCCCCCGCCCCGCCCCCCUCUCAGGGCUCCGAGGGCCCUGCUCCACCCGGGGACGCCACCGGCCGACGGAGGCCGGGAGACGACACCCACGUGAGGCGAGGCCGGCUCGGUCCCAGACCGCGGGGAACGGGGGUGGAAGGGGACACAGGCGGUCGCACGCGCGGGACGAGGAGGAAGGCCGGCAGCGGUGGGGAGGGGCCGGCAAGCACGCGCAAGCAGGGGUCACGGGACGGGGGCGAGGGCGCCGCCCGGAGACCAGAAAACACCAGGACACAGCCGGGCCACCAGGAAAACCAGCGCGGGAUCCCACCGCCACCCACACACGAGGGCGGUCCCACAACGCCUGGGACGCCGGCCGCUCCUGGCCAUCCCUGGAGCGGGCCCCACACCCCAGCCCCGCCGCCAGGGCCGGCGUGCCGUCCACCCACCUUCCUCCAUCCAUCCAUCCUCAACAGAUCCGUCUUCCGUCUAAGUCUGACCCCGAGGCUCAACAUCCUGGGGACACACUCUCGAGCGAGGGCGGCCCAGACCGGGGGCCCACCACACCGCCACCGGCUGCGGCUCAGGGGCAAGGGCGGGCACGACAGGCUCCUCCUCACCACGGCUGCGGGGCUGGGGGAGCCGGGGCCGACCAGGCAGUCGCACCCCAACCCCCCCGCCUUCCCCCUGGGCUCACACCACGGGGCCGGCUGCGCGCACACAGCACACGCACGGCCCCCCACUCGCCGAACACCCGGCGGGGCCCGGCGGGACCCUCCCCCAACUCAGAGGGGGGAGGCGCGGGCCGCAGUAGGCAACAAAAGCAGCACACGGCCCCACCGCGGGGCCGGCGCACCCAUCACACCCCUUCCCCACAGAGGGGAGGGGGGGUUUUCUGCCCACGUGCUCUGGCAGUCGCCACGGUGGCCACUGCACACUCGGGAGGGGCAGCAGCUGGGGGGUCCGGAGCCGCCACUCAACUGGGCGGGAGGGGUCUGCGGCAUAGGUAAGCGGGCCACCACACAGGAGCGUGUGCGCGGGUCAGGGCCCCCUGGCAAGGCCUCACCCGUCAGCCGCCACAACGAGGGGAGCGCACAAUGCUUCUCUUACCGUCUCGACCCCCCCCCCAUGGGACACACGCACACCACCGCGGCGGGGACCCGAGGAGGACACAGGGUUAAGGGAAAACGACACCACCACUCGGCCUCAGGCACCUGA
Molecule: messenger RNA, 2268 nt
Organism: Dama dama (fallow deer)
Lineage: Eukaryota; Metazoa; Chordata; Mammalia; Artiodactyla; Cervidae
Product: collagen alpha-1(I) chain-like
Exons: 3
Coding region: 1-2268 (755 amino acids)
Source: RefSeq, a predicted model, not a curated record